AUGGAACAAAUUAAAGAUAAUCAAGAUUUACAAAUUUAUCAACAUAAGUUCGAGUUAUUUUUUCGUUUAGAUAAAUAUGUUUUGGUCGAAGAGCAAGAAAAAUUACUGAGUCAAGAAGGAGCCCUAGCAAUUAUCCAGGCUAAAGACCAACUCAUUAAGAAACUGGAACAACCAAGCGAAAAUAAAGAGGAUUUAAAGUUUGCUUUACAUGACCUAUUCCUCAUUAUAAGUGAGUUACGCACUGAAAACUCCCAUAAUAAGGAGGUCCGAGAAAAAUAUGGAGUGAAACUGUCUGCUGACGAGCAGGCUCAAAUUGCCGAAUUAAAAAACUUUCGUAAUAUUGAUAAGUAUAAUUUAUAUCAUCUAAUCCGCCGAGUUUGUUUUGGUGCUAUUAAUAAUGUGAUUAAAGCCAAAGCCCAAGAAUUAGGAGUUAUAGCCAAAGAUUUACCAGAAAAUCCAACUAGUUUGGAAAAGGCUAAAUAUGAACUUUGUGAAAAGAUAUUAGCCUAUCAGGAAGAUAAUCAUCUCAGCGAUGAAGAAAUAUCUCGCCGAAUUGGACUUAAUAAUGAUGAGUUAGAUUUUGAAGACUUUCAAAAAAUUAAAGAGGGUGAUUUUGGUGAUAAAGACAUUUUAGAAUCUAAUGCUAACAAAACUCCUCAGCAACAGAGUGAUUUAGAGAGCAAAAAACAACAAUUAACUGAGUUAGAAAAUAAACAAAAAGAGUUAGAACAACCGUUAGACUUAAAUGUUCUAAUUACUAAAUUACAGCAAGAAAUUAAGGUUUUAGAAAAGAAAACUAAGCGAACAGUGGAAGAAGAAGCACUUUUAACUAAGAAAAAGAAGCAGUUAGCAGAGUUGUUAAAAAAACAGAAUAAGAAUGAUAGUUUAACUGGUAAUAAAGAUAAUAAAGCUGCUUGGGUUAUUGGUUGUGGGAUAGUGGGAGUAGUUUUAGUUGGUUUAGUUGGCAUGAAGAGAUUAAGAGUUCUUGGUAUUGAAAAUACUGAUCUGAAUGAAGUAAAUCUCACUAAAUUACCUGCUAGUUUAGAAAAGAUUAGAUAUUCAAAUUAUUACCGACAAGCCUGUCAAUUAACUGCCAUCAUUCCCCAAUUACAAGAAUACGAAAGUGGAUGA
Messenger RNA from Entrophospora sp. SA101, 1131 nucleotides. NCBI's taxonomy places the organism in Eukaryota, Fungi, Glomeromycota, Glomeromycetes, Entrophosporales, Entrophosporaceae. The record is from the annotation of a GenBank genome assembly.